AAUAGUCCAAAAUGCCGAUCACUGUCGACCAUGUCCGUUUUGCCAACCGCGACCUUUACGACGUUAACUUACAUGGAACCGUAAUCAACGUCAUUGUCACCGCUGCUGCCUCCGUCGUAAGAAGGUGGAUUAACUCCACACUUUCGCUCCACCGCCGUGACCUAGAACGGAACUGUCUCAUCGUCGGCCUCGGCGUUCAAUGGACUCCUUGCGGCCGAAAUUCUCCAGCUGACACAUUGCAGCUCUGCAUCGGUCGCCGCUGCUUAAUUUUACAACUAUUUCACGCUAACCGUAUUUCAACUACUCUCCGGACCUUUCUACGAAAUCCUGACUUCACGUUUGUAGGUUUUUGGAACCACUCCGAUCGCCGGAAGUUGGAGUCGUCGGAGCACCGAUUUGAGAUGUGCAGAGAUCCGUUAGAUCUGAGGUAUUAUGCGGUGGCUGAGGAUGAUGAUGAUGAUCAAGACUUAAGCCGUGCUCCGAUUCAUAAAAUCGUUGAAAAAUAUCUCGGAUAUGAUGUUGAACUUGAACUGAGUCGUGAAAUCGGUAGAAGCGAUUGGGAUGAUGAAUAUUUGAGCCAUGAUCAAGUUGUUUAUGCGAGUAUUGAUGCUUACUGUGCUUUCCGCAUUGGUAAGAAUACCAAAGCUUGGAGGUAUAUAUGAUGAAAAUUGCAUAUUCAGAGCUUUCACAACUUAAUGGAUUAUGGAUUAGUAUUUUUUUUUUUUUGA
Molecule: messenger RNA, 728 nt
Organism: Trifolium pratense (red clover)
Lineage: Eukaryota; Viridiplantae; Streptophyta; Magnoliopsida; Fabales; Fabaceae
Exons: 2
Coding region: 12-662 (216 amino acids)
Biological process (GO): nucleobase-containing compound metabolic process
Cellular component (GO): nucleus; cytoplasm
Molecular function (GO): 3'-5' exonuclease activity; nucleic acid binding
Source: RefSeq, a predicted model, not a curated record